AUGCAGCCCAACCAAAACUACGUGCUGGCCAAUGCGCGGCCGGACUCGCUACCCACUCAAACGGGUGCCUUCAUCUCGGUGAUCAGCUGCUCCGUCAUCGUCUUCUCGUUCCUCUGGAAGCGCAAAUGGCGACGUUACCCGAACCCGAUAAUCUACUGGAAAGCCGUCGUCGACUUGCUCUACGCACUACGCUUCCAGUACAACUGGGACACCUACACGAAUCCACUGGGCUGCCGUGCGCUCGCCACGUUUACACAGUUCUGCAUCUUCUCGUCGGAAUGCUGGUUCCUCUGUAUGUCUUUCAAUCUGUACCAGUGCUCCACUAACCCGUUCACGAAUCUCAAGCACAACCUGCAGUGGUAUCACGUCUUCUCGUGGGGUGUUGGAGCGGUGUUUGCUGUAGUAUUGUGGCUUUCAAGUGUCCAGUUCGAUCCCAAGAUCCAUCCGUCGUGCUUUGUCGACGAGACAGUCGCCAACGAGCUCGUCGUCUACUACGUCGUGGUUAUUUUAGCAGUACUGUGCGCAGUCAUCUUCGCUGUACUGGAGACACAGACUCAUCCGUUCAAUGGCAUGAAGGAGGCGCUGGAAGCCAAGAAAGACGUGAUUCGCAGUGCCAGGAUCUUCACGGUGGCUUAUAUCAUCUACCAGAUCAUCCUCAUCUCGUUCUGGCUUGCUGAUGUACUAUUCCUCAGCAACCAUCCACAUGCUCUUCAACUAGUACGUGACGCGUCAUCUUUCCUCCAGACAGCCAAGGGUUUGAUCGAUUUAAUCAUCUGGGUGGCCAUUAACGGUCUGGAUUGUCGUGCUGGUCGAUUGCGCGAUACAUUCGACAGUGACCGAUACAGUGACGUCGACAUUGAUCUCCAGCCUCAGCUUAAUGUCGCACUACGAAAGGAAGUGCUUCAUUUCACGACGAGAGGAAUUGUAGCAGCCUCGUCAAACACACCCAUGGUUACUGACGGUCGACGUGUGGUACAUCUCCGCUUACAUGAGUUGGGUAUGACAGUGUGUUUCGACGACUACAGUCCGGCCUCGUUCCGUGAUAUUCGACAAGGUUUCGGCAUCAACGAGACGCUGUACAGGAAAGCUUUUCUAGCGACAUGUCAUGAACGACUCGAGUCGGGCGGAUCCAGUGGCGCGUUCAUGUUUUACACGGCUGACUAUGCGUUCUUGGUCAAGUCAGUGACAACCAGCGAACGCAACGUGUUGCUGGAUAUGUUACCGGCGUAUAUCCGGCAUAUGAAGCAGAAUCCAGACUCGCAUUUGACACGGUUCUACGGUUGUCACUCUAUCGAGAUGUAUGGCCAAGUGUUUAGCUUCGUGGUGAUGGGAAACGUCAUCGGAAGGACAAGUAUGCAUCAGUUUUUCGACAUCAAGGGAUCCUGGAUCGACCGUAACGCUCCGCCGAUUCCCCCCGGAAAAACGGUCAUUUGUACGUAUUGCAGUAACGCUUUCCAGUAUGGAACGAACGAGAGCUGUGAGUACAGCAUCCGUGGCAAUCAUUUGCCCCACAUUGUGUUGAAAGACAACGAUUUUCAUCGGAAAUUGCGUGUGGAAUCGGAGACAGCUGAAGCUCUUGUUCGUCAACUCGAAAACGACAGCAACUAUCUGCGGGAACAAGGGAUCAUGGACUACAGUUUAAUGCUGAGUGUUCACAACACGAAGUACGUUGUGGAGCACUCAAUGGACAACAGAAAACCAUCUCCGACGAAGCGUAAGGUGCACUACCCGGUGUGUCAUCCUGAAAGCAACGACUCUUUCUUGUCGAUCGUUACAGACGGUCCAAGUCAGACGGAAGCAUCUAGCCACGAAGACCUGGACGAGGUGGAGUCAGGGAACCGGAGAAAGUUUAAUCGCAACUGUCGCUACUCUGUCGUGAACCUGUGUGAUGAGAACAGCAUUAGUAUUCGAGAAGGCACCCCACUCCUGGGUCAUAGUGGCCGUCGCUACAACUCCGUGUCGUAUGGGCCAGUUGAUAUGGCAACCCGUACAGUAGACGACUCGAAGUGGAUCGGCACAAGAACGCUCGAGAAGCGUGGCUAUCAGGCGUGUGUUGUGGUUGGCCCGGAUUUCUACACGCUAGGAGUGGUGGAUAUGUUGCAGACGUGGACGUGGAGUAAGCGGCUAGAACGUCUGUGGAAGACGCUGGUGCUGCGUCAUGACUGCUUGGGAAUUUCCGCAGCUCCUCCCAAAUUGUACGCUGAGCGUUUUCAGCGAAAAAUGCGCGACAUGUUAAUGGUAUCGUCGGCAUCAGUUAGUCUUGACCCCAACUAG
This is a messenger RNA of Phytophthora infestans T30-4, 2274 nucleotides long. RefSeq names its product phosphatidylinositol 4-phosphate 5-kinase (PIPK-D3/GPCR-PIPK). Gene Ontology annotation, cellular component: membrane. Gene Ontology annotation, molecular function: phosphatidylinositol kinase activity; G protein-coupled receptor activity. Bases 1 to 2274 code for a protein of 757 amino acids. The record is from RefSeq and is a predicted model, not a curated record. The transcript is spliced from 3 exons. Gene Ontology annotation, biological process: G protein-coupled receptor signaling pathway; cell surface receptor signaling pathway; phosphatidylinositol metabolic process. Lineage: Eukaryota; Oomycota; Peronosporomycetes; Peronosporales; Peronosporaceae.